Molecule: messenger RNA, 1725 nt
Organism: Chroicocephalus ridibundus (black-headed gull)
Lineage: Eukaryota; Metazoa; Chordata; Aves; Charadriiformes; Laridae
Gene: OTOP1
Product: otopetrin 1
Exons: 6
Coding region: 1-1725 (574 amino acids)
Biological process (GO): proton transmembrane transport; inner ear morphogenesis
Cellular component (GO): membrane
Molecular function (GO): proton channel activity
Source: RefSeq, a predicted model, not a curated record
AUGGAGAAAGCCGCCGGUUCUCCCUCGGUGGGCGGCAGCUACCCGCAGAAAAACGCCGAGAUCCUCAGCAGCCAGUACGGCAUCAAUCUCUUCCUGGCCGGGCUGCUGCUCACCUUUGCCUGGGCUGUGCACGCCGUGGGCAUCAGCAAGAGCCACCUGCUCUCCUACCUCAUCACGCUGAUGCUCAUCCAGCUGCUGUGGAUGCUCUGGUACCUCGGCAGGAGCUGCACGCAGAGGAGGCUGAUCCGAGACAAGGACACACACGCCGGAGCCCGCUGGCUGAAGUGUGGGAUUACAUUGUUUGCAGUGAUUACUUUAAUUCUGGACUCUUUUAAAAUUGGAUAUUACAUUGAUUUUUCGAACUGUUUAUCACCAACUGAAGGCAUUUUUCCUGUUACACAUGCUGUGCAUACCAUCUUACAGGUGUACUUUCUUUGGUGUCAUGCAAAGGAUAUUAUCCAGUCUUUCAAAACACUUGAAAGGUUUGGGGUUAUCCAUUCUGUCUUCACAAAUUUGCUCCUGUGGACAAAUGGAGUGCUAACAGAGUCAAAACAUCAACUGAAUGAACAUAAGGAAAGACUAAUCACGCUUGGUUUUGGAAACAUAACAAUAGUUUUAGAUGAUCAUGCACCUCAAUGCAAUUGCACAACAACAACUCUCUGUUCGAUAUUUUCUCAAGGAAUAUAUUAUCUAUACCCCUUUAAUAUAGAGUACCACAUCCUAGCAUCCACGAUGCUCUAUGUCCUGUGGAAGAACAUUGGCCGCAAAGUCGAGCACCACCAGCAACACAAAACUCCAUUCAAAUUCCACGGCAUAACCGUUGGAAUGAUUUUUGGACUAGUUGUCUUAACUAGCACAAUAGCCAUAGUUGUUGUCUAUUUAAUUCAGAUUGGACGUUCAAAAAUCAAAAGCGAGUUAGCACUUACUAUGUUUUACUUGCAUGCUAUCUUUGUAUUGGCUCUCAUGUGUACAGCUGGAAUUGUCGCCCUUCUCAUCUACAGACUGGAAGACAGAUCACUGGAUAAUUCAAAAAAUCCCGCUCGAAAACUUGAUGCCGAGCUGCUGGUGGGCACGGCUGCAGGGUCCUGGCUCCUCUCCUGGGGCUCGAUCCUCGCCAUAAUCUGUGCCCAAGCCCAUCCAAAAUACACGUGGUAUAACCUACCCUACUCCGUCCUGGUUAUUAUUGAGAAAUAUAUUCAGAACCUCUUUAUCAUUGAAUCCAUACAUCGUGAGCAGGAAAAGGUGAACGACGAUAUUAAAACUCUUCGAAUCGUGACUAUAUCACGGGGGAGCUCUUUGUCACUUACCCCCUCGUACAAAGAGAUUUACAAUGGCAGAGCUGCUCCGGAGAGCGGAGAGGUGCCCUGCCUGUUAAAGGGCAGUGGCUGUGGGAGAGAAAAUGGCCAUGGUGCCAAAGAAGAAACGAGUCAGGAUAAGAGUUCGGUCAUGCAUUCAGCCUCAGAUAUCUCCUUUUACAGUAGAAACUCCGUUACUAACAACAAGAGGAGAAUUCUGAAGAACAUCGCUGCAUUUUUAUUCCUAUGCAAUCUUUCGCUUUGGAUACCACCGGCAUUCGGGUGCCGUCCGGAAUAUGACAAUGGACUAGAAGAAAUAGUUUUUGGCUUUGAACCCUGGAUAAUUGUUGUGAACCUUGCGAUGCCUUUUUCUAUUUUCUAUCGGAUGCAUUCAGCUGCCUCACUCUUUGAGGUCAAUUGUAAAACAUAG